Synchiropus splendidus (mandarinfish) is the source of this 2520-nucleotide messenger RNA. RefSeq names its product centrosomal protein 63 (gene cep63). The record is from RefSeq and is a predicted model, not a curated record. Gene Ontology annotation, biological process: centriole replication; de novo centriole assembly involved in multi-ciliated epithelial cell differentiation. Lineage: Eukaryota; Metazoa; Chordata; Actinopteri; Syngnathiformes; Callionymidae. Bases 331 to 1833 code for a protein of 500 amino acids. The transcript is spliced from 14 exons. Gene Ontology annotation, cellular component: centriole.
GGGUCACGAGUCACUGAUCUCUCUUUCUUUAUUUCAGAGUUUCAAGCAGAUACUGCUACUGCAGUUUUUGUACACUGCCCCUAAAGCACCGAGCAACCUGAGCAGUUCAUAUAUUAGCGAUGAACCCCCGUGGAAUACGUGUCCGGAAGAGCACGACCCCAAAUAAAUAGCUGAAAUUCCAGGUUUGCAGUCACCUUUUUGCAGAUCCACUUUUUACCGGAAGAUGGCAGCAGCGAAAGAAGGAACUAGUCGACGAAGAAGUGAACCGCCAGGCUUCAAAGGCUUGAAUGUGUUGUAAACAGAAGUAGCUGAAGUGUUCAAUUUAUUAAGAUGGGGACGCCCUUCGACGAUUUGAGGAAUUCGGACCUCGGUUCUAUCUUGACGUCGUGCGAGCCGGAGUUGCAGGAGCUGAUGAGGCAGGUGGACAUCAUGAUGGAGGAGCAGCGGAAAGAGUGGCAGGGAGAGAAGCUGGUUUUGGAGGCUCGCCUGAGGAGCAUGGAGGAGGAGCUGCGUGCCUCCCGAGAGCUCAAUCAACGGAUGGAUGUGGAGAUUAAAUUGCUUCGACGGCAGACCGAAGAAGCUUCUGGUCGACUGGAUUUAGUUGAGAAAUACAAGCAACAACUGCAUGAUGUCAGCGCAGAGUUGGAAGAACUAAAGAGAAGUUAUCAGAAGCUUCAACAAAAACAGGCUAAAUAUGCUGCGAAAGGAGCCCAAGCCAGGGAGAUUUCCCAGCUCCACCAAAAGAUUGAGGAGUAUCAGCAGCUGUGCACCAGAUACAACAAGCAACAGAAAACAUUGGAAACUCAGAACAAGAGUCUGGUGGAAGAGCUUGAACGAGUUAACUUGCAGUUUGAAACGUAUCAGAAGGAGACCGAGCAGAAAUAUCUUGAGCGCUGUCCAGAGUUGCAGUGUCUGGAGGCUCAGCUGGAAAGCGCUCGGGAGCACCUUCACGUCCAAGAGCUGGAAUUGGAGCGUCUGAGAUGUCUUGAGGCUUUAUCUUUGGGGCAAGAGGGUGCUGAGGGAGCAGGUGACUAUCGGUGUGCAGCCAAGCCAGAGUCCAGCGAGGAGCUCCGAAGGCUGCGCCAAGAGAACAGCAACCUCCUCACCCAAUUGCAGGCUAAGGACGAAGUCAUUCGGACACUGGAGAUUAAUGUCAAAGCUAAUGGAAAGAUCUCCCUGAGUAACGUCCGAAAAGAACUAGAGAAUGCAAAAGCCACAAUUUUGUCUGCUCAGGCUUGUGAGAGAGAUAUGAAGGCUGAAGCCAAGCGCCUUAGAGACAAGUUGGAUCAGAUGCGCCUGCAGAUAGGCGAGCACGCCAAGACUGAAACACAGAUGACGGAAGUGAAUCAGCUGAGAGAGGAGCUGCAGGCAGCUCGGCAGGCACGCAUCGAAGAAGUGGAGCUCUUGAGGAGUCAGGUGUCCAAGCUGACUGCAGAGCUGUGCCAGCGUGACCUCACCAUUUCCUCACUGACCACUUCUUCGUCCUGUAUUGAGAAACAGCUUAUGUUGGAGAGGAAACGAUCAGAGCGCAAGAAAGCAAAGACGAAAGCAACUGAGCAACAGCUGGCGCUGAUCCGGAUGGUUUUACAGCUAGAUAUGGCACCAGGCUCCAACUCUAAGAGCUCACCUGAGGGCGCUGUCGGUGGAAUGAUCUCAACGUCUCUACAAAGGUCAGUGUCGCCUGCAAACUCGACGGUCGCCAGAUACCUGGAGCAAGAAAGUAUUCACGAAAGAGAACUGAUGCAGAGAAUUGACAGCUACAUCCAGGCCUUUAAAGAUGGCACCACCGAUAUAGCAGGAGAGCACCGGCCAGAGGAGCCAGGCCGUGGCUGAGCAUCAGUGACCAUGUGAGUGGAGGAUGACGCAACAGAACUUUGACCUGCUCAGCUUCAGGAAACAUUGAGAGUUAAUGACCAAAUGUUAAUGUUUUUGUUACAAAACACCAUCUGUGUCUUCUCAGAUGGGCUCUUCCAUCUACUUCAACUGCUGAAUGAAAUGAUAUCUCAGAUCUCUUUUGCUAUGUCCUCACUUUCUGCACAAGUGGUACAUGAACCCUUAGUCACGGUCGCUCGCAGUUUUCUUGUAUUGUCUCAGCAAAUUCUGCGCUGUCUGGAGUUUAACAGUUUUCAGCGGUGAUGGGAGCAAACUUAUUUCACAGUUCAGAAGGAAACCUUUUAAAUAUCAUCUUUCCUCAUAACAAAUGCUAUUUAAUGCCAUCGGUCUGAAAGAUUAUCCUUAUUUAAUAUAUGAUCAAAUAUGGAAUACGUAUGUUGUGUGCUAAUUAUUACAGCACUGAGGCUUAUUAUCUAGUCAUCAUUUACACUGUUUCACUGAUAUAUCCAAAUAACUAAAGCAAGAAUGAUCACAUUUUGCUUUAGUAGGUUCAAAUAAAAUGUUAUUUUUCUCUGCCUUGGUAAUUCCUUGUUCGUGUCCUGAUCUUUGGUGACAUAUUUUAGCAUUCUUUUCCUUCGUUUCUUCUCAGUUUUCGUCAGACAUUCCACCCUGCAUGCACUCUCUUCA